AAAACAUAGAAAGCAUCUCACUGCGGAGUCCCCCAGUGACGUGUGAGGUCUGCCAACCACGAUGGGUUUGUUUGAUUUGUGCACAGAUGUGGGGGGCAGAGUCCAGUGCUGCCUCGGGGCACUGCUGAUGAAAUCCCUUUCACCACGUAGACCUUGAAACGGUGCGGAUUGCCAGCGGAUGGCACUAUCUCAGCUAAUCAUUCCUCUUGAACUUUCAAGAAAACAGCAGCCGGCCGAUCCUCAGACAACUUGGAGGGAGUGUUGCUGGGCCCGUUGCGGAGAGCGAGAGCGCGGGGUCCGGAUCGGGGCACACUCCAUGUGCCCCCCUGAGAGGAAGGCUCUUCCCUCUUUGAACUUUUCUAACUGCAGUCGUUCUGUCUCGCCUCGGGGCUCGCCUGUCGCCCCACGAUGGCCUUUCAUACGCUGCUGGACGUGGUGGGCGGCCUGGGCCGGUUCCAGCUCCUCCAGCUGGUGCUCCUCUGCCUGUCCUGCUUCCUGGUGUUCCCGCACAUCCUCCUGGAGAACUUCACCGCCGCGGCGCCCGCGCACCGCUGCUGGGUCCCCAUCCUCGACAACAACACCGGCUGGGCCAAUGGCUCGGGGGCCCUCGGGCCGGACGCCCUGCUGCGGGUCUCCAUCCCGCUGGACUCGGACCGGAGGCCGGAGAAGUGCCGCCGCUUCCUCCACCCCCAGUGGCAGCUCCUUCACCCGAAUGGAACCUUGUCCAACGCGAGCGAGCCGGACACGGAGCCCUGUGUGGACGGCUGGGUGUAUGACCGGAGCACCUUCUCCUCCACCAUCGUGACCCAGUGGGACCUGGUAUGUGAAGCUGAGACGCUGAAAUCAAUGGCCAAGUUCUCGUUCAUGGCGGGCAUGCUGGUGGGAGGGGCCAUCUACGGCCACUUAUCAGACAGGUUUGGGAGGAGGCCAAUUCUCCGAUGGUGCUCCCUCGCGCUCGCCAUCGCCGAGACCUGCGCGGCCUUUGUGCCCCUGCUCCUCGCUUACUGCGCGCUGCGCUUCUUGGCCGGCUUCUCCACCAUGGGCAUCCUCAACAACAGCUUUGUGCUCAUUGUAGAGUGGACCGCGCCCCGGUUCCAAGCCCUGGGGAUGACUACGACCAUCGGUGCUGCUUGCGUGGGGCAGUUGCUCCUGGGAGGAAUGGCCUUCGCCAUCCGCGACUGGCACACCCUCCAGCUGGUGUACUCUCUACCGCUAUUUGUCUUGUUUCUUUCCUCGAGGUGGUUGGCGGAGUCUGCUCGGUGGCUGAUUAUCACCAACAAACCGGAGGAGGGCUUAAAGGAACUUAGAAAAGCUGCCCACAUGAAUGGAAGAAAGAAUGCUGGCGACACCCUCACCAUGGAGGUUUUGAGGUCCACCAUGCAGGAGGAGCUGGAGGCCGCGCAGACCAACCCCCCCGUGUCCGACCUGUUCCGCACGCCCAACAUGCGUGAGAGGGUCUGCCUCCUGUCCUGUGUGCGAUUUGCAAACGUCUUACCCUUUUACGGCCUGAGCCUGCACCUCCAGUACCUGGGGAGCAACGUGUUCCUGUUCCAGGUUCUCUUUGGCGCCAUCACCCUCCCGGCCAAUUACGUCGCACUGUUGGCCAUGAAUCGCCUGGGCCGGCGGCUUAGCCAGAUGCUCUUCCUGCUCCUGCUGGGGAGCUUCAUCCUGGCCAUCACGUUUGUGCCUCAAGGGGGGUCCAAGCCCCACACCAUACCUUCAUGCUCUCUGGACGGAAACGAGCUAAUCCCCACCGUCAUCAGGGCCACAGCUUCCGGAAUCGUUGCGAUGGCCGGUAACAUCGGGGCGGCCAUGGCUCCCCUCCUGAUGAUCCUGGUGGUGUACUCUCCGCACCUGCCCUGGAUCCUCUAUGCGGUCUCCUCCUUCGUCCCCAGCCUUGUCGUCUUCUUCCUUCCCGAGACCAGGAAUCAGCCGCUGCCCGACUCCAUCCAGGACGUGGAAAAGGAGAGAAAAGGCUCAAGAAAAGCAGACCAGCAAGACACCUUCAUAAAAGUGACCCAGUUUUAAGGAAUUCCAGGAACGGACUGCUAAUCCAGGAAAAGGGGGAGGGCAGGGGAUGGGAUCAUGCCUAGGUGUUGGCAAACGUUGGGAAAUAAAUAAAUUAAAAGAUAUAAUGAAAAAGAUGGAUCCCACUGACAAUCUGACAAUUGCAGUCCUAAAUAACUAUGUAUAGAAUACCUGUGAUUAAUUAUACAAAGAAGUUUGAGAAAACUCAUUAUAUUCUUAAAGAAAUCAUUAUAAAAUAUGUGUAUGCAUGUCGAUCCCUA
Messenger RNA from Myotis brandtii (Brandt's bat), 2288 nucleotides. Its product is annotated as solute carrier family 22 member 9. Gene Ontology annotation, molecular function: transmembrane transporter activity. The record is from RefSeq and is a predicted model, not a curated record. The coding region runs from base 409 to 2028 and encodes 539 amino acids. The transcript is spliced from 10 exons. NCBI's taxonomy places the organism in Eukaryota, Metazoa, Chordata, Mammalia, Chiroptera, Vespertilionidae. Gene Ontology annotation, biological process: transmembrane transport.